AUGAAAUUAAAAAUUUUUCUUUCAAUUUUUAAAAUAAUUACCUUAAAACAUGUCGUCAAUAUAAUUGGAAAUAUAACAGUGUCUACUAAUUUUAUUUAUUUUCAAAAUCGGUUAUCAAGUAAUAAAUAUUUAUUUUCAAAUGACAAUAAUUACAAUGAUCAAUUUUUACUCAAUUAUAAAUAUGUAUCAUCAACAAAAAAAAAUGACCAAUCCUUCUUACAGCUAAAUAUGAAAUAUAAUACUCAAGAAAAUAAUGAAGAUGAUGAUGAUAAUGAUGAUACAAAUGAUAAUGAUGAUGACGAAAAUGAUGAAAAUAGUUCCAUCUCCAAUUCAAACGAUAACAAUGAUGAUGAUGAAGAGGAAACUCAGCCUACCACCAAAUUUAAUGUUCGAAAUAGUAUUUUUAAAAAUGCAUUGAAAACCCAUGGAAACACUAUUCCUACUAAUACAAAUAAACUUGUAAAUGAUGACCAUAAUAAGCGCCAAAAAAAGCAUCAUCACAAAAAAAAAAACCAUCAAGGCGUUAUUUCGAAUGAUGUCGUCCCAUCAAAUGUCGUUGCAUCUAAUAUAGCUCAACCAACUGCCGUUGCGUCUAAUAUAGUCCAACCAGCUGGUGUUGCAUCUAAUAUAGUUCAACCAACUGGUGUUGCAUCUAAUAUAGUUCAGCCAACCGCUGCUGCACCUAAUACAGUUCAGCCACCCGGUGUUGCAUCUAAUAUGGUUCAACCAACUGGUGCUACAGAAGCUGGAAAUUUGAUAAAUCAAAAUGUGGUUAACCCUAAUGCUUUAAAUUUAAAUAAUAAUGUCAACAAUAACAAUAUUGGGGCAAAUGCUAAUAAUGCAAUAGCAGCUGUUUUAUCUACGGCUAUUACCCCAAAUAAUAAUAACGAUGUAAAUAGUUCAAAUCAAGGGUCACCAAAUCAGAGUGUAAAUAAUUCAAAUACUGUUGUUCCAGUUCCUGAAGAACAAAAUAAAAAUGAUAUAUUUUUAAAAAUAAUGAAUAAUAAUAAUAACUUCAAUACAACUGAAAUGAUAUGUAAUUCAAUUAAUUGCACACCGUUAACUAAUGAUAAUAAAGAAAAAAACCCACUAACUGAAUGCACAAAUAUAACAUAUUGUGGAAGUUGCCCUAUAUCUAAUAGCCCUAAAGAUCAAUGGAACCUUAUGAAAAAUUUACAAGAAGAUAAUAUAAUAAUUUCAUCUGGUUUUGUCGAUAUGACUGAUCUUAUUGGGAAAAAUAAUUUAAUAAAUAUUCCAUUUCGUUGGGAUAAGGUAUCAUUUGAUUUCUCCAAAUGUGUACCUGAUUUAUAUAAAUUGAGGUUGGCAUUUACGGAAUUACAAAAUAAAGACGUAACUGGACUAUAUAAACAGUUAUAUCGAUUUGCAAAUUUCUAUUUGUAUGCUACGAAAAUUGUACAAGAUAAUAACAUGGGAGCACUAAAUAUAUCCAUUAAUAUAAAUAAUAGUAAUAUAAAUGUAUUAAAAACAAAUGAACAAUUACAGAAAGAAAACAAUCCAGUAUCGACAUGCCCGUUAAAUGUGAAUAAAAUGACAGUGUCCAAUGUUUAUCCAACCCAAACCUUAGUGUUUUAUCAGCGUUUGUUUGUCCCCAAUGACAGUCAGAUAAUAAAUAGUAAUGCUUUCAAUAUAGAAAUAACAAAUGAUCAAGGUUAUAAUGUACAAAAUUAUUAUUUUUAUGCAAAAAUUACUUGCCCUAAAACAGAUAUUAACAUAGAAAAUGAAAUAAGUUCUAUGAUUUCCAAUAAAAGUGGAGAAUUACAAAGUAACACAAAUAAUCAAACAAAUACACAACAAAAUUCUAAUUUAAAAAAUAGUGCUCUCGCAGGAACACAAUUAUUAAGCAUCAACGAUAAAAAUAAUAAUAAUAACAACAAUAUAAAUUUUAUGAAAUCUGGAAACUCCAAUAACAAUAAUAAAUUGAGUUAUCUCAUAUUUUUCCUUUCAGUAGUUACAUAUUUUGUGUUUACAACAUCAUGUUAA
Plasmodium yoelii is the source of this 2001-nucleotide messenger RNA. RefSeq names its product conserved Plasmodium protein, unknown function. Lineage: Eukaryota; Apicomplexa; Aconoidasida; Haemosporida; Plasmodiidae. The record is from RefSeq and is a predicted model, not a curated record. The transcript has 5 exons. The coding region runs from base 1 to 2001 and encodes 666 amino acids.